AUGGUCAUCAAGGGUACCGUGGAGGAACGCAUUGUUGCUCUGCAGGACCGCAAGCGCGAACUGGCUAAUGCCACUAUCGAGGGCAAGACCGGCGCUGGCAAGCUCACUAUGCGUGACAUGAUGGCGCUCUUCGGUCGUGAUGCAGAAUCACGAUUCACGGACAACCAGAACACUCUGGACUUCAACCAGCCUACUCGACUGCUGAACACCGGGGAUGAUACUGAGGCUGCUCCUUCCUCCUCUCAGGAGUCAACGCAGUCUGGCCCACGCAGCCGGGGAAACCCGAUCCAGCCUAACCGACCGCGAAAUGAAGACUCGGUUUAUGGCCGCCGCUGGUAA
This is a messenger RNA of Penicillium egyptiacum, 339 nucleotides long. The record is from the annotation of a GenBank genome assembly. Lineage: Eukaryota; Fungi; Ascomycota; Eurotiomycetes; Eurotiales; Aspergillaceae.